Molecule: messenger RNA, 2595 nt
Organism: Pygoscelis adeliae (Adelie penguin)
Lineage: Eukaryota; Metazoa; Chordata; Aves; Sphenisciformes; Spheniscidae
Gene: SLC30A9
Product: solute carrier family 30 (zinc transporter), member 9
Exons: 18
Coding region: 36-1652 (538 amino acids)
Biological process (GO): transmembrane transport; zinc ion transport; positive regulation of transcription by RNA polymerase II
Cellular component (GO): membrane; nucleus
Molecular function (GO): monoatomic cation transmembrane transporter activity
Source: RefSeq, a predicted model, not a curated record
UGCUCAUCUCGUGCCGUAUAUUUAUUGUAGUCAUAAUGAGAUGGCAAGCUUCGAUGAAAAGUGGGAGUCUGUCUUAUAUUCUACCAUGCAAUCGUCUGCCUGUGCAGUUGAUGAGUCAAGUGAGAGUUUAUACCUCCAAUGGUCAGAAAAAAGAUCUUGGAUCAGAAGAUACAAAUAGAUCAACCCCUGAAGAAACCCUGCAUAAAGUUGGAACAGGACAAGAUACGACCAAUGCAGGUCAAAAGCAGUCUUUCCUUAAAGAGCCAAUCCAAGUGAAAGUGAAAGCAGUCCUUAAAAAAAGAGAGUAUGGACCAAAAUACACACAGAAUAACUUCAUCACUGGAGUUAGAGCAAUAAAUGAGUUUUGUCUUAAAUCCAGUGAUUUAGACCAGCUGAGAAAAAUUAAACGACGAAGUCCCCAUGAUGACACUGAGACUUUCACUGUGUACCUGAGAUCGGAUGUAGAGGCAAAGUCUCUUGAAGUUUGGGGUAGUCCAGAGGCUCUUGCUAGAGAAAGAAAACGACGUAAAGAGGCAGAGAUCAAGUACAGAGAAAAUCUAUUUAGAAACCAAAGGCUUUUGAGGGAGUACAAGGAGUUCUUUGGAAAUACUAAGCCACGCUCCAGUGCAGCAGCUAUGUUUUUCAAGGGACCAGGGAAGGUGGUAAUGGUAGCUAUUUGCAUAAAUGGGUUGAAUUUUAUCUUUAAGCUACUUGCUUGGGUUUACACGGGUUCUGCAAGUAUGUUUUCAGAAGCCAUACAUUCUUUAGCAGACACAUGUAACCAGGCAUUGCUAGCUUUGGGCAUCAGUCAGUCUGCAAGGACGCCUGACCCUAGUCAUCCGUAUGGUUUCACAAACAUGCGCUAUAUUGCCUCCCUGAUUAGUGGGGUGGGCAUUUUCAUGAUGGGUGCAGGACUUUCUUGGUAUCAUGGGAUCAUAGGUUUACUCCACCCUCAUCCUAUAGAAUCUCUUCUCUGGGCAUACUGCAUUUUAGCAGGGUCACUGGUAUCUGAAGGAGCUACCCUUCUUGUUGCUAUAAAUGAAAUUCGCAGGAGUGCUCGAGCCAAGGGUCUGUCAUUUUAUCAAUAUGUUGUGCAGAGUCGUGAUCCUAGUACAAAUGUGGUGUUACUGGAGGAUGCCGCAGCAGUUCUGAGUGUUGCUGUAGCUGCUACCUGUAUGGGUCUGACUUCUUUAACAGGAAAUCCUUAUUAUGACAGCGUGGGGUCUCUAGGUGUUGGAACUUUGUUAGGAACUGUGUCAGCAUUUCUAAUCUACACUAACACUGAAGCCCUGCUGGGACGAUCCAUUCAACCUGAACAAUUGCAGCGACUCACUGAGUUACUGGAAAGUGAUCCUGUAGUAAGAGCAAUUCAUGAUGUUAAAGCCACAGACAUGGGAAUGAGCAAAGUGAGAUUCAAGGCAGAAGUAGACUUUGAUGGACGGGUUGUUACUCGUUCUUACCUGGAAAAACAAGACAUUGAACAGCUGCUACAAGAAAUUCAACAAGUGAAAACCCUUGAAGAAUUAGAAGCCUUCAUGCUUAAGCAUGGUGAGAAUAUCAUUGACACACUGGGAGCUGAAGUAGACAGACUUGAGAAGGACCUAAAGCAACGAAAUCCUGAUGUUCGUCAUGUGGAUUUGGAGAUACUAUAGACUUGGCAGAAGAAAUCAUCAGGUUGCUACCGUUUUGGAAAGAAGUCAUGUGAAGGGCUUGAAAAACUUCUGAAAUUGCAGUGACCUCAGCACCAUACCUCGCUUACUUUUGCUGUAGGCUUCCUGGACUGUUAGCACUGCUUCUGUUUCUGGAAGAGCGCUAGACUCGCAGACAAAAAUUUCCAUGGCAAAAUCAAUUUAAAAAGAGCUACUUGACUUAGAUUCCACAGGAGAGUCUGUUAAAGUAUAUUUACUGCAAUUCAGAACUUAAGACUUGAGGUUUAGUUAGGCAAAUAUAGCUGCCUGAAAAUAUACAACACACUUAGUUUUUCCCUUUGUGUCCCUUUGCAGUCAGUUUGCACUUCUUUAGUUUCUUUCAAGAUACGUUAAAGGUUCUUGGGAGAUAUUAAGAUUAGCUAGGAAGAGUUUGUUCCAGUGGAACCUGCCAACCUUAAACUAAUAUUUCAACUGUGUGAUUCUUUCACAGUUUUUCUUUUCUAUGAGAUAAAUUCUUUCAAACAGGCACUGACCUCCUCUCAAGUACCAUGACCUGGAAACCUGCUUUUUGCCACCAUUGUGAUCACCAACCGCGCUUCAGAAAAAUAAGGUUUUUCUCCUUAGUGGAGUCAGCUGUAUGUGGUUAGCCAGAGUAUGUUAAGUUACUGUGAAGAAAUUACUGUGUAGAGAUUUUGGUGAACUUCCUCUGUUUAAAUUUUGUUCUUUUUUUUAUCCCUACUUUGACACUUGUUCUCUUAUUUGUAAGUAUCUUCAGAUGUAAUCUGGGAGAUAUUUAUGGUAGUGCUUAUUAAAAGUUACCUGGCAUUUUUGGCUUUUUAUAAUUUUAUUAGGCUGUAUUGCCAGAUAUGGUCUUUGCUAGAAAGUGUAAGAGAUGUAGUUGGAAGUUAGAAUAGUAAAAAAUGUAUUAGAACUAUUUAUAAUUAAA